This is a messenger RNA of Trametes versicolor FP-101664 SS1, 1157 nucleotides long. RefSeq lists its product as uncharacterized. The transcript has 5 exons. The coding region runs from base 80 to 1105 and encodes 341 amino acids. Lineage: Eukaryota; Fungi; Basidiomycota; Agaricomycetes; Polyporales; Polyporaceae. The record is from RefSeq and is a predicted model, not a curated record.
CGUUCGCUCCCAGCUCUCUGCAAGCUCUCUGUGUCGCACUACUCAUACUGGAGCAUAGUUCUUCUCGUUUGAUGCUAUAAUGGAUAGCUUCGGCAACAAAGGCAAGGAGAGAGCAACGGACGACGCGCUCUUCCUGGAGCGGCUUGAUAUGCUGUUCGAACAAAGCCUAGCAGACAUCCGGGCCUUUGCUGAACGCGAAUGCAGGACAUUCGACGAGAUCCGGAAACGUAUGGCAGAGCUGCACUCGAAGUACCUCUUCGAACCAUCCAGUGUGGCGACGUCGACAAGAGACAGGAAGGAACUCACGAGGAGUGUGCUUCUCAGCGUGUCGCGGCAAAUGGAGUGUUUGGAAACCCUCGCCGGCCUGCAAUCGUUCUUUCUUGUAGUCGAUCCAUCCGACCAAGCGGACGAGGGCUUCCUCGGCGGAACUCUUUCUGGGCGCGAGUUCUGGCGCGGCCACCGUGGAUGCGGCUCCCCAGGCGCACAGAUGUUCAAAGCACAUUGCGUCCGCGCCGCGCAAUCACGGCCACACAGCCUUGGUUCACCUCCCAUGAUAGACCCUACACUCCUUCCGACACCUGUGCCGCCAGCCGCGACGGGAACGGGGACGAAAGGUUCUGCGCGAGAGCUCAAGGCGGAGCUGUACGCAGCUAUGCGCGACGCGCUCAGAGCCGCAUCGGGCGUCAGAACGGCAGAGAUGAAAUGGACCAACCAUUCAAAGCUGGACGCCUAUGGGGUGCGCUUGGUCGGCUGGCCCGAUGCCAUCCCUCUGCAGAAUCCAUCUACUUUCUCCGUGGCGCAGAACAAGCGGCUGCUGGAGAUGCUCGGGGCCGGACAAAUAUUCUUCGAACGUCUGGACGGAGUACCAAGUUCACAGAGCUGGCAGGAUUCAGUUGUUCAGUCGCCACACUUGGAUGAAGAGGCUAUGUUCGAGGAUGCCAUCGACUUCUCGUGGACCGGUGAGCCGGGCGAGAACGAGCCCCUGCAUCAGCCGGACGAUUGUGGCGACUCGUCGCUCGUAGAGCAUACAAGCUGGAGCCCGGGAGGUACCGCUGACCAUGCGGGACCCACUACGCCGAAGAAAAGACGUAUUGAGGAACCAUAAACAUGUUUCUUCUGCCCGACAGCCGGACAUACGGGUACGCUGGUCGUUGUUG